This is a messenger RNA of Amoebophrya sp. A25, 867 nucleotides long. NCBI's taxonomy places the organism in Eukaryota, Dinophyceae, Syndiniales, Amoebophryaceae. The record is from the annotation of a GenBank genome assembly.
AUGUCGACGCCGACACACACUGCGCCAAAACCCGAAGCACAAGCAUCCCUGUUUAUUUUGGGAAGAUGGCGCGGUGUAGGAAAAGUGUACUCUGUUACGGAACGUGGGGUGGCAAAGAUUCACUACUGUGAGGAAAUGGAGGUCCGGCGAGAAGGCAAAGCACAGGCUUACUGGCAUCAUCGGCAGACCUGGAAGACGGCUCCGGACGCGCAGGACUUCGCUUCAGCAGAGAAAAUCGUACCGCUGCAUGUGGAGUCUGGAGUUAUCAAAAUUUUGCCUGUUCAAGGGACCACACUAAGCGUCGAUGCCACACAGGCGCAGGAGGAGCAAUCAGCACCUGCGGCACCAGCGGUACUUCCGGUGGAAGGCAUUUUCAUUCAUCCCUUCAGUGUGUCUGAGGUAGCGCGAGGCACAGUAACUUCUACAUCAAGUAGUAGCUCUCCUUCUGGACUGGAGGACGGACAAGAUGGGCAGGAGCAAGGGCCUCGACCAUACUUACGACUAGAGGCUAGGGAAGCGGAUGGCAGCUUUCACCGUGGACCGGGUGCGGGAGGAAAAGCAACAGAGGUUUACAUCCGAGAGUACGAAUUACUGGCUGACGGCAAGUUGCUCUACAAAUGCGCGUUGAAAUCGAACACAAUGCCGGAACCCUGGGAGCAUUUGGAGUGCCUGCUUCAGAGGGUCGAUGGGGAGUUAUAGACGAUGAAAGGUUUUUCGUCAUGAUCAUGCACCAUUUACUUUUACAUAGGGCUAUAAAGUCGGAAACUAACACUUUAACAUAAAGUCAUAUUUCUCUAACUCUUACAUAUGUCUGACUCGUAGGGCUGCCUCAUCUCUACACCUUUUGUCAAGAAAUGAAUUCACCAU